Molecule: messenger RNA, 870 nt
Organism: Hypomesus transpacificus
Lineage: Eukaryota; Metazoa; Chordata; Actinopteri; Osmeriformes; Osmeridae
Product: serine/threonine-protein kinase pim-2-like
Exons: 6
Coding region: 1-870 (289 amino acids)
Biological process (GO): negative regulation of apoptotic process; protein autophosphorylation; regulation of mitotic cell cycle
Cellular component (GO): cytoplasm
Molecular function (GO): protein serine/threonine kinase activity; ATP binding
Source: RefSeq, a predicted model, not a curated record
AUGACGUCCUCUAAUAACAGCGCUGCCAGAACACCAAUGACAUCGCAUCCCACACAUACUAGAGAAUCAUUUGAGGAGAAGUAUGAGGAACAGAAUUGUCUUGGCCAAGGGGGCUACGGGUCAGUCUACGCUGGGUUCCGUAGAGAUGACAACUUGCCUACUCUGGAUGGGAAGCUGUGCCAGUUCCCCCUGGAGGUGGUGCUAUUGCUGAUUGUGGGACAGGGUGGGGAGGUCAUAGGUGAGCAGGUCAGGCAUGAGGCCAGCACUGGACGAGGAGGGGGAAGUCAGGCAGCGGUUGCGCUCCUGGACUGGUAUGAGCUGGACCAGGAGCUGAUCAUGGUUCUGGAGAGGCCUGUACCCGCUGUCGACUUGUUUGACUACAUCCAGGAGAGAGGAGGAUUUCUCGCAGAGGAUCAAGCCAAGGUCAUUCUGAGGCAGCUGGUUGAAGCCUUGAUAGUAUUUCACUCCAGAGGUGUUGUCCACCGAGACAUUAAACCAGAGAACAUUCUGGUUGAGACCGGUUGUGCUUUUCCACAAAUUAGAGUUAUAGACUUCGGCUGUGGCUGCCUUUUGAAAGACGGAUCCUACACAGAGUUCUUUGGUACCACUCAGUAUAUCCCUCCCGAAUGGUACCUCCAUGGUUCCUACAAGGCUGUUCCAUCCACCAUCUGGCAGCUGGGGGUCCUGCUGUAUGACAUGGUGUCUGGGGUAUUCCCCUUCAGCACACGCAGGGAGGUCAUCAGUGAUGAGCCCUACAUCAAGACCAAUAUGUCCAGGCAAUAUAAGGACCUGCUGAGGAGGUGUUUGGCAAAGCGCCCCAAAGGACGGCCCACUCUGGAGGGAAUUCUGCUCCACCCAUGGCUGCAGUAA